AGAAGCAGCGCAGCAAAAGUGAAGGCGUCCUCUUCCUUUAUCUCCCGAGGCUGGAGGAGGAUUAUUCAAACUUCCUGCGUUGUGUUCUUUCGCCUGCAAGUAAAGCGACUUCCAUCCUGCAACAACUGCCUUUUUUUAUUCCCUCCACAUUUGAGCACAGAUUAAUAUGCUCUUGAUCCAUUUGUGUCACAGCAUCACUGCUCCCCUCAGAAGGUUCUGUGAUGUUGGACUGGAGGUUUUCGUGCGUGGUGGUGCAGGCGGCGGCGUGGCUGCUGCUCAGCCAGGGGGAGAAGACGUGCCCCGCCAGUUGUCGCUGCGAAGGCAAGCUGGUCUACUGCGAGUCGGGGAUUUUCCGAGACAUCCCGGACAACAUCACGGCGGGAUGCCAAGGUCUUUCUCUGCGUUAUAACAACCUGCUGAUUCUGACGCCGUACCAGUUUGCACACCUCAACCAGCUGGUCUGGCUCUACCUGGACCACAAUUCCAUCAGUGCUGUGGAUGUUUUAGCCUUCCACGGCGUCAGGAGGCUCAAAGAACUCAUCCUCAGCUCCAAUAAGAUAAGCGACUUGCACAACAACACGUUUAGCGCCGUCCCAAACCUGCGGAAUCUGGAUUUAUCCUACAACAAGCUUCAGUCCCUGCAGCCAGGACAUUUGUUUGGCCUGCGCAAGCUGCAAGAUCUACACCUUCGAUCCAAUGGAUUGAAACAGGUUGUUGUCCGUACCUUUCUGGAAUGCCGUAGCCUGGAGUUCCUGGAUUUGGGUUACAACCGCCUGCGGAGCCUCACUCGAACAACCUUUUUAGGACUCUUCCGGCUCAAAGAGCUUCAUUUGGAGCACAAUCAGUUUUCAAGGAUUAAUUUCUACAUUUUCCCACGGCUCACCAACCUGCAGGCUCUUUAUUUGCAAUGGAACCGCAUCCGAACCAUAAGUCAAGGCGUACCGUGGACCUGGCUCAAGUUGCAGAAACUGGACCUCUCAGGGAACGACAUCCAAACGUUGGACCCCGCCGUUUUCCGGUCCAUGCCGAACUUGCAAACGCUCAAUCUGGAAUCCAACAAGCUGAGGAGCGUGCCCGUGGAAGCCGUGUUGGCGUGGUCUUCGGUGACCACCGUCAGCCUGGCUGGGAACUCCUGGGACUGUAGGCCCAGCAUAUGCCCGCUGAUAGGAUGGCUGAGAACCUUGAGGGAUGCCAAGGACAUCAGCAUGAUAUGCAGCAGUCCUAAAUCGGUGCAAGGGGAAAAGGUUUUGGACGUAGUGGCCAACCACUCCACGUGUGUUGACAUAUUUAACGUCUUAACCACCACUGCUCUCAUUAUUCUGACUUCAAACCCAUUUGUGGAGAACACAUCUCACCUUCCCCUCCUGAGUGUCAGCCAACUGGAUCAUAGUGAGUCACCAGUGCAGACAUCUCCACCUUCAGCUCAAUGGCCUAACCAGACAGACAUACAGACAGUGAAGGCCACAGCCAUUAGCUCGUCAUCCCCAGAACCUUCCACCUCGUCCUUCCCGGAGAUACCGUUUGAGCAUAUGGCUUUCCAUAAAAUCAUCGCGGGCAGCGUAGCCUUGUUUUUGUCAGUGUCAUUGAUCCUCCUGGUUAUUUAUGUUUCAUGGAGGCACUACCCUAACACCAUAAAGCAGUUGCAGGAGCACUCAGUCAAACACAAGCGCAGGAAAAAAAGCCGGAGGCAGGAGCAGGACCUUAAUUCUCAAUUGCAAGAGUACUAUCUGAGCUACCAUUCAAACUCUGAGACCAUGGACUCGCUGGCCAACGAGACAAGGCCGUGCACAUGCACUAUAUCAGGAUCCAUAGAAUGUGAAGUAUGAGAGCUGCGCUCCUCGUUAAGAGACCAUACGGGACGGCUUUUUCAUUAGAUGAGUGAUUUUUCUUUUUUUAAAGAAAUGGCUUCACGGGACGAAAGUGUUUGCCGGAUAUACAGCAACUAGAAAUGUGAGGAAAGAGCUCAUUAUCCUUCGACACAUGGAGUGUCAGCCAGGACACCCACGGAGGACUCAAACUGACCAGAAGUCAGCUUUGUACAUAGCUUGACCCUUUUGGUAAUCACCUGUAUCAUUAUCCCACAUGGAAACCAACAGAGACGGGGUUUUUUUUACUUAUGGAUUUAUAUAGUGCAAAGUAUUUAUGAUCCCGGUGCAUCGUCGAGUAUAGAAAUGUGUGUGCGUGGGAAGCGAGCGGGCCGAGAGAAGGAUUAGAAGAGUUCCAGGCUGUUAACGAUUGGCACUGUUCAGCAUUUGUCAUACCAGUGCGGCAAUUACAGGAAUCAUUAUCAUGUCAAAUUGGGGGAAACAAACACACGUAUCAUUUUUUGCAUGGCCUCGUCCUCUUGAUGAAUGAUUCACAUUCUGUCUUGUUUACUUUUAAAUCUACCUUGUGAAUCACCCUGGGUUGGACCAAAGACUCAAAACAAAACAAAUGGGUCUACCAAAACAUUAUGACCACUUGCACAAGGGAAUGAGCCGAUACAAGAGAGAUCUCUGUAUUGAUAGACACUUUAAUGAGCAUUAGGGGCCUGAUCUACUGAAGGUUGGCAAACAUGUGUGUUAAAAGGUGCAAACUUGAUAGCGGGCACAUAGCUUACCUCGCUUAUGUGAUCUCUUAAAGCAGGGCUGUCAAACUCAAAUACAGAGUGGGCCAAAAUGUCAAAGUGAACAAAUUUUUUGAACAAAUGAACCUUUUAAUAGGGACCCAAACAAGUUUUGCAUUGAAUAUUGAACAAGCAAGGCUUAUAUAACUUUAUAGUUUAAAAUAAUAAUAAUAAUAAUAAUAAUUAAAGGGGAACAUUAUCACAAUUUCAGAAGGGUUAAAACCAUUAAAAAUCAGUUUCCAGUGGCUUAUUUUAUUUUUCGAAGUUUUUUUCAAAAUUUUACCCAUCACGCAAUAUCCCUAAAAAAAGCUUCAAAGUGCCUGAUUUUAACCAUCGUUAU
Messenger RNA from Nerophis lumbriciformis (worm pipefish), 2945 nucleotides. Its product is annotated as leucine-rich repeat transmembrane neuronal protein 4-like. Gene Ontology annotation, molecular function: protein binding. NCBI's taxonomy places the organism in Eukaryota, Metazoa, Chordata, Actinopteri, Syngnathiformes, Syngnathidae. The record is from RefSeq and is a predicted model, not a curated record.